AUGAGACAUUUUCACGUUAAAGAUAGAGAAAAUAAUAAAUUAAACAAUGAGGAGAAAAUGAUAUUAAAACUUUUUUCCAACGAGUCGGAAUGGAUUAAAAGUAUCGACAACUUUACCUCGGCUAAAAUACAAGAGCGCACUACAGAGGCAACUCGAUAUAUUUUGAGCGAUUUGAAGAGCUACUCAGAUAAAAUACAAGCGGUUGAUGAUGGAGUUCCGAAUCCUAAAAAAUCUGAUAAAUGCCUAGCAUCGCUUGCUUAUGGACUAUUAAAUUCACAAAGAAUUUGUACGAUCGACAAAUCUUGUUACGAGGUAUUAAAAAAUGGUACAAACUAUGGUUACGCUUUGACACAUCGACUGCUUCUCCUUCAAAUGGCCCACUACAGCCGUCAUUGUAGCAUUUUCUCAAAGUCAGAAGAUCGCUACUUCUCCAACAGGUUCUGUUCAAUGUUGUACGUAGAGGCUGAGUUCAUUGCAAUUCAGGAUUUUGAAAAUGGCUUUGUUGAUUUAAUGUUGGAGAUAAUGUGUCUCUGCGGUCUUCACGGCCACGCGCAGUUCCUAAACAGAACUUGGCUUGAGCGGAUCAAACGAUUUCAAACGCCAUACGGUUGCUUCGGUUUGGAUGUGAAAAAGAUGGAAUAUACUUUCAGACAAGAGGCUCUCAGGUGGAAACUAUACCGGAGUAGGGAUUAUGAUACUCUAGAGGGUCUUUGUAAUGAACACGUAACGUCUCUCGCUAUGGCUACGUAUGCUGAGGCAGUAAGGUUUAUUUUAGAGAUCUACUAUUAG
Molecule: messenger RNA, 789 nt
Organism: Pieris macdunnoughi
Lineage: Eukaryota; Metazoa; Arthropoda; Insecta; Lepidoptera; Pieridae
Source: the annotation of a GenBank genome assembly